AUGAACGCACAGCUGUCGAUGGAGAAUAUUGGCGACCUGCACGGAGUGAGCCAUGAGUCCGUGUCCGGUCACGGAGAGCUGCUUAGUGGCCACAGUCCACAUUCCCGUCCGAGCCCCAGGGGUUUAAGCCACCGUGCUAUGGGCAUGGCGACCCUGCUCGACACCGGAGACUAUCACCCCAGCCACUCUGGACACCUGCAUCCAGCCAUCAGCAUGUGUGAAGCCCCCCCUGGCAUGAGCGCGAGCAGCACUUACACUACCCUAACCCCUCUGCAGCCCUUACCCCCCAUCUCCACCGUGUCCGACAAGUUUCCUCCCCAUCAUCACCACCACCACCAUCCACAUCAUCCUCACCCGCACCCGCACCAGAGGAUCCCCGGAAAUGUCAGCGGCAGUUUCACGCUGAUGCGAGAGGACCGGAGUCUGGCGCCUAUGAACAGUCUGUAUCCCGCAUAUCAUCACAAGGAUCCGUGCAUGGGCCAGAGCCUCUCCCCGUUAUCCGGUUCCGGUCUGGCCAGCAUACACACGUCCCAGGCCGGCAUCCCCCCCUACGCUCAUCCUGGUGCUGCUAUGCCUGGUGAGAAGAUGCUCACCCCGAGCGGGUUCGAGGCUCACCAUCCGGCCAUGCUCAGCAGACAUGCGGAGCAGCACAUGAGCUCCUCAGCUGGCAUGGUACAAAUCAACGGCCUCCAUCACCAUCCACACGCCCACCUUGGCGCGCAGGGCCACGGCCAAGUGCUGGGGAACAGCCGGGAGCAGGCCUCCGGGCCCGGACAGCAAGGGGGCGGCGGUGGAGGGGGUGGUGUUUCUGGGGGACAGAUGGAGGAGGUGAAUACCAAAGAGGUGGCGCAGAGGAUCACCACAGAGCUGAAGCGCUACAGCAUCCCUCAGGCCAUCUUUGCCCAGCGGGUCCUGUGCAGGUCCCAAGGGACCCUGUCCGACUUGCUGCGAAACCCCAAACCGUGGUCCAAGCUUAAGUCCGGCAGAGAGACCUUCCGCCGCAUGUGGAAAUGGCUGCAGGAGCCUGAGUUCCAACGCAUGAGUGCGCUCAGGCUCGCAGGUGAGCGAAGCCUCGCAUGUAAGCGUAAGGAACAGGACCACGGCAGAAGCGAGCGGGGAAAUGUGACCAAGAAGCCCCGGCUUGUGUUCACAGAUGUGCAGCGGCGGACACUCCAUGCCAUCUUCAAAGAGAACAAGCGUCCAUCCAAAGAGCUGCAACUCACCAUUGCUCAGCAGCUGGGCCUCGAGCUGGCUACAGUCAGCAACUUCUUUAUGAACGCACGCCGCCGGAGCCUAGAUAAGUGGGUGGAUGACGGCUCUGGUCACUCAGCCAACUCUGGCCCCAACGCCUGCACCAAAGCCUGA
Molecule: messenger RNA, 1365 nt
Organism: Pelmatolapia mariae (spotted tilapia)
Lineage: Eukaryota; Metazoa; Chordata; Actinopteri; Cichliformes; Cichlidae
Gene: onecut1
Product: one cut homeobox 1
Exons: 2
Coding region: 1-1365 (454 amino acids)
Biological process (GO): regulation of transcription by RNA polymerase II
Cellular component (GO): nucleus
Molecular function (GO): RNA polymerase II cis-regulatory region sequence-specific DNA binding; DNA-binding transcription factor activity, RNA polymerase II-specific
Source: RefSeq, a predicted model, not a curated record